Molecule: messenger RNA, 2633 nt
Organism: Sardina pilchardus (European sardine)
Lineage: Eukaryota; Metazoa; Chordata; Actinopteri; Clupeiformes; Clupeidae
Exons: 42
Coding region: 130-2331 (733 amino acids)
Source: RefSeq, a predicted model, not a curated record
GUCCAGCUAGCUCAUCUCUCUCUCUCUCUCUCUCUCUGUCUUACGCACUGUGUUCAUCUCUCCGUCCCCGAGUUUGGCUGUGUUUCCUCGUCUCACCGUCCAUCUUGUCUCCUCUGACUGUUGACCAUCAUGUUGGGACGCGCUCUCCUGCAGACCUCUCUGGUCCUCUGGCUGGUACAGCAUACCCUGCAAGGAGGCGUAAGCAGACCUCAGAGUGGCGCCUUGGGAAGACUGAUGCCAAGAGGGCGUGGUGGCUAUGGAGGCAAAGCCGGCGGUUAUCCAACUGCUGCCCUUGGAGCAGGAGGAUACAGAAAUGGAGGAGGCCGUGGCAUGAAGCAGGGAGGCUAUGGAGCAGGAGCCGGUCUGGGAGUUGGGAUGGGCCUGAGCAAUGGACUGGGAGCCGGUCUGGGAGCAGGCAAACAGGCAGCUAGAGGUUAUGGAGCUGGAAUGGGUGCUUACCCUGGGGCUGGUGCUGGUGCUGGGUAUGGUAGCUACCCUGGAGCAGGUCGCGGCACUGCAGGAGGGAGCUAUCCCACUGGCCAGGGGUCUAAGGCCCCUAAACCGGGUAGCCGACCAGGAGCUGGAGUCUCUGGUGGCCAGGGACCUACUGGCAAUGGAUAUGGUCGUGGAGCAGGCAUGCCCAUUGGACAGGGCUCCAAGCCAUCUAAAGCUGGUAAUGGAGGCGGAGGUGGUUUGCCUUUUGGACAGGGUCAAAAGGGGAAUGGAUAUGGUCCAGGCCCGGCUAUUUCCAAUGGAAAUGGAGCAAAAGGCAAUGGGUAUGGCCCAGGUGCAGGACCCGCCAUUGGACAGGGGCCUGUAAGCAAUGGAUAUGGCCCUGGACCAGCGGUUUCCAAUGGACAGGGAGGCAAACCCUAUGGAGCUGGAGGGCCUGGUGGCCAGGGGGGAAAGCCUUCGAAGACUGGAUAUGGGCCAGCACCAGCUGUUUCCAAUGGACAGGCACCUAUAAGCAACGGAUAUGGCCCUGGACCAGCGGUUUCCAAUGGACAGGGAGGCAAACCCUAUGGAGCUGGAGGGCUUGGUGGCCAAGGGGGAAAGCCUUCAAAGACUGGAUAUGGACCAGCACCAGCUGUUUCCAAUGGACAGGCACCUAUAAGCAACGGAUAUGGCCCUGGACCAGCGGUUUCCAAUGGACAGGGAGGCAAACCCUAUGGAGCUGGAGGGCCUGGUGCACAGGGGGGAAAGCCUUCAAAGACUGGAUAUGGGCCAGCACCAGCUGUUUACAAUGGACAGGCACCUAUAAGCAACGGAUAUGGCCCUGGACCAGCGGUUUCCAAUGGACAGGGAGGCAAACCCUAUGGAGCUGGAGGGCCUGGUGCACAGGGGGGAAAGCCUUCGAAGACUGGAUAUGGGCCAGCACCAGCUGUUUCCAAUGGACAGGCACCUAUAAGCAACGGAUAUGGCCCUGGACCAGCGGUUUCCAAUGGACAGGGAGGCAAACCCUAUGGAGCUGGAGGGCCUGGUGGCCAGGGGGGAAAGCCUUCGAAGACUGGUUAUGGACCUGGUGCAGCUUACCCUGGAGCACUGGGCAAUGGCUAUGGAGGUUUGGGACAGGGUGGAUACCCCAUGGGGGGCCGUGGAGGCAAGCAAGCAGGUUACACUGACGGCAUGGGAGGAUAUGGCGCUGGCCUCGGCGAUGGCAUGGGCCUUGGUCUGGGAGGAGGUGCAGGAGCCAAACCUCUGACCGCAGGUUAUGGUAACGGCUAUGGCAAUGGCUAUAUGAAUGGAGCUGGCGGAUACCCAGUGUUAGCUGAUGGGGCAGGGAUGGGAGGCAAAGCAGGGAAGGGACCAGGUGGCGCUAGUAUGGGGCCUGCUGGUUCUCUACCCUACGGGGGCCAGCCUGUGGUCGCAGCUGGGCUGGGUGUUGACGGAAAGUCUGGAGGGUACGGAGCUGGCCCAGUGCCUUUGGGGCUUAGUCCUGAUGCCAGCCUGGGUGCAGGACUUGAACCUGUCAAUGGGAAAAUGGGUGGUAUGGGACAGCUUCCUUACAACGGCGCCCCAGUCAUCCCAGCUGGGCUAGAGGGUGAUGGGUAUCCAUAUGGCGCUGCUCAGCAACUUGGCUUGGGAGCUGAUGCAGGCAAAUCUGCCAGCAAAUAUGGGGAUGCUGGGGCAGCUCUUGGUGCCCAGCCCUCUCAGCCUGGACCACAGACUGGGGGCAAACCUAAAUGCAAAAAUGGCAAUGGCAGAGGAUAUGGAGGACCUCAGCCAGCAGCCUAUGCUGGGCCAAUGGCAGCAAGCCAGGGUGGCUAUGGAGGCAAAGAUGGAAGCAAGUAUGGCAUGAACGGCUUCUAUGGCAAUGGCUACAAAGGUUGAUUGACAAGGCCUCCACAUCAAGAAGUGAAUUUGUGUUGAUUCCCGCUUGUGUUCUCUGUGUUUGUGUUCAGCUGUUCUUGUCAUGUGUCUUUGUGUGCUUUUAAUUCAUCUGUGCAUUGAUUUGGUUUUGUUUUGUUUGUUUGUUUUUGUUUUUGUGUCGUUGUUUUUGUCUGACCAUCAUCCUUCUGUGUUGCCCCUAAGUGUUGCGUGCCAUGUUUUCUCUGUAUCUUUGCUGAAUUUGACAUGAAAUCUGCUGUUUGAUGGUUUCUGCACAUGAAACACUAAACAGUUUUUUUUUUCAC